This is a messenger RNA of Bipolaris oryzae ATCC 44560, 1104 nucleotides long. RefSeq lists its product as uncharacterized. The transcript has 2 exons. Bases 1 to 1104 code for a protein of 367 amino acids. The record is from RefSeq and is a predicted model, not a curated record. NCBI's taxonomy places the organism in Eukaryota, Fungi, Ascomycota, Dothideomycetes, Pleosporales, Pleosporaceae.
AUGGCUGCUCAUGGUACCACGCCAAUUUGUCCAGACUGGAUUUUUCUAGAUAACUCCAACGUCCAUGUGGCGAAAGAUCGAGGCUGGUUCAUGACUUACACUCCUUUUAAUUCCUACAUCAAAUCUUCUCUUUUCUGUUCCCCUAGAUAUCUGCCUGUGCUAGGAGUUGGUACUGUGAGGAUUCCAACCAAAUGCUCGUCAACCCAGUCUGGUAUAUCUAAUCACAGUUAUCUGCGUCUGGAGCAGGUCUUGCACGUGCCCGGCUUCAUUUGCAACGUCAUUUCAAGUUCAGUCAUGAUAUCCGAUGGCUAUAAUAUACAAAAGCAUGUUAGCAGAAGGUCAAAGGGAGCGGUCAAAGACAGGUCGGGCAAACAAAUAGCGUUCUUUAACCGUAAUACACCGCACUACAGUAUCAGAGUCAGAAGCCGGCCUGAAGGUCCGAGAUUGGGUCCGCAUGUACUUCGAAAGAAUGGAAUGUACAUGAUCAGCUGUUAUUGGGUACACAAUGGAGAGCAAAAAUGUCAUUGGGAACAGAGUGAAGAGCAAAAAUGGCUGGACUAUAAAGCCGGAGAUUGUGACAAAUACUCGAAAUCAGUAUCAGCAAUCGCUACUGGUACCAGUUCGUCGGACACAAACGCCAAUCCGCCGUACACAAAGGCCGAGAAAAGGUUCCUCGAGGAUAGCUGUGACGGUGAAUAUGAGUUCCUCUUCAACCAUGGUCUCGAUUUCUACAAUAGCGAGGACCGCGAAAGAAGCAGAUUGUUACUGCGGGCGCUCAUGCGUAGAGAAGGCCUUGACGGAGAAUGUGCGGACGAAGAAGAAUCCGAUGAUGAGGAAGAAGAAGAAGAAGAAGAAGAAGACGAAGAAGAAUCUAACAACGAGGAAGAAGGAUCCAACUACAGUUUUGACGAUGCAGAACUUUAUGACCCUGCAGAGUUUAGUAGUGAAGAGCUUAAAUGGGUCCGUACUCACUAUCGCGACGUUGAUGCGUUCAUGGCAGCAUAUGGGCUGAAUCCCAAUUGGUUUUAUGAUCGCAUGGAUGCAAGGGGAAUGGUAAAUGGUCUUUUGAAGGAAGAGAAGCUAGCAAAUGCCGUAGACGAAUAG